This is a messenger RNA of Lagopus muta (rock ptarmigan), 3755 nucleotides long. It is a transcript of the gene SNX25, whose product is annotated as sorting nexin 25. The transcript has 19 exons. The record is from RefSeq and is a predicted model, not a curated record. Gene Ontology annotation, cellular component: intracellular membrane-bounded organelle; early endosome membrane. The coding region runs from base 230 to 2827 and encodes 865 amino acids. NCBI's taxonomy places the organism in Eukaryota, Metazoa, Chordata, Aves, Galliformes, Phasianidae. Gene Ontology annotation, molecular function: phosphatidylinositol binding.
CGCGCUGGCGGCGGGGCUGGGGCUGCUGGCCGCUUCCGUCGCCCUGCUGGGACGGGAGCUCUCCGGGCCGGGGAGCGGCGGUUGGCCCGGCUGGGCCCUGCUGCCGCCGCUCCGCCUCGCCCUGUACGCGGGCUGUGCCGCCGCCGCCGCCUCGCUGGGCGCGUUGCUCGGCCUGCUGUGGCGCGGCCGCCGCCUGCCGCCACCGAGCUUCCCCGCCGCCGCCGCUGACAUGCCGCUGCCGCCGAGUAAUUGGACUGGGAGCUCCCACGAUGCAGUUCAGAUAAGGAGGGUGGUCAUUUCUCACAACAUGGAUAAGGCACUGAAAGAAGUGUUUGACUACAUCUACAGAGAUUACAUCCUGUCCUGGUAUGGGCAGCUCAGCAGAGAUGAAGGGCAGCUGUACCAGCUGCUGUCGGAAGACUUCUGGGAGAUUGCCAAGCAGCUGCGACUGAGGCUGAGUCACAUUGAUGUAGUUAAAGUCGUCUGCAAUGAUGUAGUGAAAGCUUUACUCACGCACUUCUGUGACCUUAAAGGAGCCAGUGCCAGGCAGGAAGAUCCACCGAGACCUUUUUUGUUGCACCCAUGCUUGAGGAACUCUGAUGAAGAAGUAAGGUUCCUGCAAAAAUGUUCUCAAAUUCUGGUGUGUUGUCUUCUACCCUCAAAGGAUGUCCAGUCUGUCAGCUUGCGCAUAGUCCUUGCAGAAAUACUUGCAACAAAAGUACUGAAACCAGUGGUGGAACUGCUGGGUGAUCCAGAUUAUAUCAACCAAAUGCUACUCAGCCAGCUGGAGUACAGAGAACAGAUGAAUGAGCAUCAGAAGAAAGACUACACAUAUGCUCCUUCGUAUGAGGAGUUCAUCAAGCUGAUUAGCAGCAACACUGAUGUUGAAUUCCUGAAACAAUUGAGGUAUCAGAUUGUAGUGGAAAUAGUUCAGGCAACCACAAUCAGCAAUUUUCCCCAAGUGAAGAGGCAGAAAGAUUCAAAAGGGAAAGAAACUGCAGCAAUGAAAGCUGACCUGCUGAGAGCUCGCAACAUGAAGAGGUAUAUUAAUCAGUUGACAGUAGCAAAGAAGCAAUGUGAGAAGAGAAUAAGGAUCCUGGGGGGGCCUGCUUAUGAUCAACAGGAAGACGGCUUUUCUGAUGAAGGAGAUGGCUCUCAGAGUCAGAAGAUUCUUCAGUUUGAAGAAAUUUUGGCCAACCCUUCAUACCGAGAGCAUUUUCGAAUAUAUAUGGACAGAAUGGAUAAGGUGGCUUUGAUUGAUCUGUGGGAGUCUGUGGAGAACCUGAGGAGUGCUAACAAGGCUGAAAUACCUCAGCUGGUGAGUGACAUUUACCAGAAUUUUUUUGUGGAAAGCAGAGAAAUACCUGUGGAAAAAUCACUUUAUAAAGAAGUAGAGCAAAGUCUUGUGGGUAAUAAAGGCAUUGAAGUAUUCUACAGAAUUCAGGCAGAUGUUUAUGAAACUCUGAAGGACAGAUAUUACCCCUCAUUUAUCGUCAGUGAUUUAUAUGAGAGAUCAGUCAAGAAGGAAGAAGAAAGAAGUUCUGUCCAAGUAACUCCUGAGGACAAAGACGAAGCUAGCCAAGGUUGUGGAGAAGCUACUGAAGAAUGCAGCACAGGAAUUAAUGAACAGGCCAGUUAUGCUGUAAAUAAGCUUCGCCAACUAAACGACAAGCUUAAAUAUAAGAAACAGGCUCUAAAUUCCAUAUGUAAUUCACCAAAACCCAACAAAAAGAUUGUUUCUAAGCUGAAGGAUGAGAUCACUCUGAUGGAGAGAGAGCAUAACGAUCUUCAGUUGCACAUUGCAAGAACAGACUGGUGGUGUGAGAAUCUUGGCAUGUGGAAAGCCUUCAUCAUCUCAGGCGAGGUUUCAGAAGAGAAUGGAGAACAAGUGCCCUGUUACUCUGUCCUAGUGAGUUUACAAGAAGUCGGUGGAGCUGAAACUAAGAACUGGACUGUUCCCAGGAAGCUCAGUGAGUUUCAGAACCUACACCGGAAGCUCAGUGAGUGCUUUCCAUCAUUAAAGAAAGUUCAGUUGCCUUCACUCAGCAAGCUGCCCUUCAAAUCCAUAGACCAGAAGUUCAUGGAGAAGUCUAAGAACCAGCUUAAUAACUUUCUGCAGAAAUUGCUCUCUGAUGAAAGGCUCUGUCAAAGUGAAGCACUUUAUGCCUUCUUGAGCCCCUCUCCAGAACACCUCAAAGUGAUUGAUGUGCAAGGGAAAAAGUCAUCUUUUUCACUCUCAUCAUUUUUAGAGCGACUUCCUUGUGACUGGUUUUCUCAUCAGGAGGAAGAAAUUGAAGAGGACAGUGACCUGUCGGACUAUGGGGAAGAGGUGGAUGGAAAAAGGGACUCUAUUGCUGAGCCGUGUUUCAUGCUGAUUGGGGAGAUUUUUGAGCUGCGAGGAAUGUUUAAGUGGGUGAGAAAAACAUUAAUUGCACUAGUACAAGUCACUUUUGGAAGAACCAUCAACAAGCAAAUCCGUGACACUGUACACUGGAUGUUCAGUGAAGCAAUGCUUGUUUACUAUAUUGGCGUGUUUCGAGAUGCUUUUUGGCCAAAUGGAAGACUAGCACCACCACCAACUGCCAAGAGUGAUGAACAAAGGCAAGAGACCAAACAGCGAGCACAGCAAAAACUACUUGAAAACAUUCCAGAUACUCUGCAGAGCCUCGUUGGACAGCAAAAUGCCCGCCAUGGUGUAGUGAAAGUGUUCAAUGCACUGCAAGAAAGAAAGGCCAACAAGCAUCUACUCUAUGUUUUGCUGGAACUGCUGCUAACUGAACUGUGUCCUGAGCUACGAGCUCAUUUAGAGCAGCUUAAUGCCACUUAGGUUUGAAUCUGCACAAGUGGACCACUAGAGAAAUGUCUAUGUCCAAUAAUAGACAUUAAACUUAUUUUCCUCUUUUCCAUAGAGGGCUGAGGACUAUGAUUAUUUUUAGGGUUUUUCUUUUUCCUCUCGAGAUUUUUUUUUUUUGUGAAGUAAACAUACUUGAAAAGAUCUGAUGCUGUAGUAGGGUAGACAAAACAAUGUUGUAUAGUUGCCAAUUUUUAUUUAAAUUGUUCUAUUUGACUACUCUUCUGUUUCAAAUAUAGAUUGAAAAAUAAAUGUUCAUAUAAGCUCAAAGAAACCAGAAAUAUUUUAAACAUUUAUGAAAAGAAGUUUUGCUUAUAGUGGUAAACUAAUGAAUGUUGUACAGUUCUAAUCUCCUCGCUGAGGAUUUGAGCAUUCCUUUUUUCUUGUGCAUUGAAAAAGCCUUGUUGUGCAAUAUUACAUGUAAAGCUAUUGUGAAAAUUUUAUCAAUUUUGUUUUUACCAAAGAUUUCCUGUAGUUUGAAGCACUUGUAAGCAAUAAAUAACAAAAUUCAAUUUCAGUAUUUGAUGAUUAGGCUGUACUAACAACUACUGAAUGAGUUUGACAGUGCUAGUUUCAUACGGAGUAUUUACGUUUUACAGACUUACUGGAGUCUGUGUACAAAAUACACAUUUUAAACUGGUAUCUCCAACCAGAAUGCCUGUGCUAAACACAGGGUCAGAGAUUAGUGCUUCUGUGAAUGAGUAAGUAGACAUUCAAUUACACUAUUCCAAUAGCUUCCCUGAUAUUACUCAGGGCUCUUUUACUCAGUUUCAGGCAACCUUCAGAACUUUCCCUUAUUUUAUACAAAGGAAAGAAAAAUGAAACAUCUUCAGUGUUUUUUUAUGUAAAAAAUGUGUAAAUAUGGUCUUAAAGCUCAUCUAAACAAUUAAACAUCAAAAAGCUC